This is a messenger RNA of Aplysia californica (California sea hare), 3464 nucleotides long. Its product is annotated as la-related protein 7. Gene Ontology annotation, biological process: RNA processing. Gene Ontology annotation, molecular function: mRNA binding. The record is from RefSeq and is a predicted model, not a curated record. Gene Ontology annotation, cellular component: nucleus. NCBI's taxonomy places the organism in Eukaryota, Metazoa, Mollusca, Gastropoda, Aplysiida, Aplysiidae. The transcript is spliced from 12 exons. The coding region runs from base 418 to 3321 and encodes 967 amino acids.
UCGUUUGAAGUUUGAAGGAAAUCAAUAGGGAAGGCCAAUCAAUAGGCCCUAGCCUAGAACCGAAAGUAGAUCGAGAUCGGGCUGAGGUCUGAGGACUGGACAGGGGGUUUGGUUGGAGUAUGCCGAUUCAGUCAACCAACUGUUAUUUAAUAAUUUGUAAUCUUCUGGCACCUAUCAGAGGGUUUUUGGUGCUAAAUUUAGAUUCUCUUGUUAUCAGCACACAUUGUACUGUUACUAGAUCUAGAUUCUAGAUCUAGAUCUAGAUUUCUAGAUCUACGCUGUUUGAGUUUGAGUGCAGAUCUAGAGUCUAGAGACUUACUAUUGCGUGUUCACUUGCUUGUUGAUGCCGAUGAUAAUUACUGAUCGAUUUCAACUUUAUUUUGACUCUUGAUGAUCUGCUGCUGCACGAACUAAACAAUGGACAAGGGUGAUCCCAGCAACGAAGAUGGAACUGACAAUGACAGUGUCCAAGGCUCUUCAGGUUCAGAGCAGUCUCGCAAGCGGAAGUCAUCCCCGUCUUCUGCACAAGCUGAUCAAAGCGCUGUACCAUCAAAAGCCUCUAAACUGAGAGGUGGCAAUGAAUCUCCUAAGGGUGGACAUAGAUUCAUUGGUGCAGCCUCAAAUAUAAAGUCGCUUGCCACAUCUGAGGAAAGAGAAACAUCACAAAUUCAAAGCAAGAGAAAGCGGUCUUUAGAUGUCAUUGAUCAGCAAAGUCCAACAGAUGAAGCUAAGCUGGUGGUUGAGAAAUCAGAAUUAGAAAAAGGUGAGACCCCUUUGAAAAAGGCCAAGCUAUCAGAGCAAGAUGAGCCUAAUGAGGCAAAGCAGUCUUUUGGCACGACAAAUCUGGAUACAAGUUCCGAUGGAAAUACAUCAUCUAUCUCUGUAAAGCCAAAGCGUAACACAAGCACCAGUAAGCUAGGAAAUGAAAGAAGCAAGCCGACGAGGAAAAGGACAAAGUUUUUACUCCAAGCUGUUUUGGAACAGAUGGAGUUUUAUUUCAGUGAUUCAAACCUCAGUAAAGAUAGAUAUGUAAAGCAUCUGUUGGACCAAAAUGAAGAUGGAUACAUUGACCUCUCUGUCUUUGGAAAUUUCAACAAACUGCAAGCUUUACACAAGGAUGGUGUUUCCAGUAAAGUUUUGGCCAAGGCACUGCAGCGCAGCAAAAUCUUACAGCUGAGUGGAGAUAAGACUCAAGUCCGCAGAAUAACCCCUUUUAAGGAAAUAAGUCAAGAGGAAACAGACAGGAGAACAAUUUAUGUUGAAAACCUGCCAAGUCGAGCAACUCAUACCUGGAUAAGAAGUCUUUUCUCCCAAUGUGGCAAAGUGGUGUAUGUGAGCCUUCCUGUCUACAGAACUACCCGAGAGAAAAAGGGCUUUGCAUUUGUAGAAUUUGACACACCAGAGGAGGCAGCCAAAGCUUGUUUGCUGAACAAUCCACCUCCAGAGAAGGCACAGGAAAAGCCUGGAAAAUUUCCAAAAAGUAACAAGACUCUGAAUAGACUGCAGAAAAUUGUUCCUGAAAAGCCUGAACAAGAUAGCAAUGAAGAAAAUUUCUCAGACGAUCAGAAAAAACAAUCUGUGAAUCCAACCAGCACAGAAAAACCGAAAAAGAAAAAGAAGAAAAAAGGGAAAAAGAAAAAACCUUCAGAGUCGGUUUCAGAAGAAAAGCCUGACACUGCCAAUGCUCCACUUCCUGCAUCAGAAACGUCUGAAGUGAAAAAGAAAAAGAAAAAAAAGAAGAAGAAGCGGCCAAGUCUGUCUCAAGAUACCAAUACUGGGCAGGAUAAAACUGAUGUCAAACCAGAUGAACAAUCAAAGGAAGGGGAAGUGCAGCCUUGUGUUCAAACAGAAUCUUCACAAUGUGAAACAAUUAUGUCAGAUGAUAAACAAAAGCCUACAGAUGCGCCAAAAAUGGAAGCUGAACCAGCCAAUGAGGAAUUAGUUGAACGUAAGAAAAAGAGAAGAAAGAAGAAAAAAAAGAGUGAAAGUACUCAGGAGGGAAAGAAAGGCGAAGUACAUGAAAUUCAGUUUGCCAAUGUAAGCAAAACCAAAAAAACAACAGAAGAUGAUGUACUUCUGAAAAGUGAGGAAGUGGUGUCUGAAAAUGCUCCUGUGGCAGAAAAGAGUAGCGCAGAAGAAGUUACACUAUGUCGGAAAGAAAGAAAAAGAUUGAGGCAAGAGGACAUUAGAAGAAAAAAAAUGGAGAGGGAGGAAAAAGAGCAACUCGAAAAUAUGGAAUCCGUAGAACUGAAAAGUGUGAAGGCAAGGGAACGACUUCGUAGUGAUAUCUCGUUGAGCUCUCAAUACACAGAUAGUGAAAGUGAGGAUCCUGCUCGCAUUCUGCUCAAGAGAGAUGGCUCUCAAGUCACAUCCAUUCUCAAGUCUAAAAAGAAGGCAGUUCCUAAGAGAGUAGAAUUUGACUUAGUUCCUGAGACCAAGGAAUUUAUCAGGGGCAAAGAAGUCAGGAAAAGAAAAAAACUGAAGAAGGAGAAGCUGCACUUGAGAAUAAUUUCAAAGAAAGAGUGGGACACAUUGAGAGCGGAGUAUAUCAACCAGCAAAAAUCUCACAUGACAGCCUUAAAAGAAUCAUUAAGAGAACUGAGGCAACAAGAAAAUGCAGGCAAACCUGAGCCAAAAGGCCCGCGACAUUUAGACCUUGAGGAUGUUUUUGGAACAAAGCGCCUCAAGCCGAGUCGGGACAUAAAGAUGGCACAUGUUGAGGCUUUGAAAUUUAUUCCAAAUGUUAUAGUUCAGUGGAGAUGCACACAUGAAAUGCAUAGAGACAAAAUCCGGGGUAUGUUCAAAAGUCUUGGAAGUGGAAUUGCAUACAUUGAUGCAGAAGAAGAGGCAAAGAGCGGAUACAUUCGAUUUACAGAUGAGGAAAGUGCAGAACGCUUUACCAAACUCACACUGACACAGUGCUCAAGUUCAUUUAGUGCAAGAGUUCUGCCUGCUGAAAAACAGCAAGCGUACUGGGACAAAGCUAAUGAGGACAGAAUGAAAAGACUUGGAAGGAAAAGAAAAGAAAAGGGCUCGGAGAAGUUGGCAAGAAAAGUAUUUGAGAGGAAUAAAGCUACAUUCUUCAAAAAACCAAGCAGAAUUGUCUUUAGUGACGGAGAUGAUGAUGUAAAUGAUGAGGAAAAAAAGGACGAAGAUGAUGACAAUGAUGAGGUAAAAAAGGAAGGAGAUGAUGACAAAAAAGAGGAGGAAGAUGUCAAAGAAAAGGACCAGUCUGAGUCUGUAAAAGAGGAUAGUGCCAAAGCAUUAGAAGACCAGAAUUUGUCAACAGAGGCAGCCGUUCAAGAGGAGGGAGCUUCUUAGUGUCAUACAGUCUAGCACGCACAUAGCAAAAUUGGCAAGACACGGAAAUCUUUUCAUAUGGAGCAUUGUGAAAACAGACGCUCGUCAAUUUUUGGGCUUAUGAAUUUAUUGGUAUCAUCUUUUAAAGCCUGUUCAUUUGUCUU